Heterocephalus glaber (naked mole-rat) is the source of this 4804-nucleotide messenger RNA. RefSeq names its product chromosome unknown C3orf70 homolog (gene CUNH3orf70). The record is from RefSeq and is a predicted model, not a curated record. Lineage: Eukaryota; Metazoa; Chordata; Mammalia; Rodentia; Bathyergidae. Gene Ontology annotation, biological process: nervous system development.
GCUGUGCUCCCGCCGCCGCCGUGCGCUGGCGUUGACUCCGGCCCGCGUCGUGCUUUCCCGCGUCCGCAGCCUCUCGGCGCUGUCGCCCAGACGCCGUGUCCCCGGCCCCGGCCCGGCGCGCCCGGAGCGGACAUGAGUGCGGCCGCGGCGCCGGCGCCCGAGCGGGGUUGGAAGAGCGAGAAAGUGGACGAGGCGCAGGCCCUAGCGCGGAGCUGCGCCGCCCGCAGACCCGACUUCCAGCCGUGCGACGGGCUGUCCAUCUGUGCCACGCACAGCCAUGGCAAGUGCUUCAAGCUGCACUGGUGCUGUCACCUAGGAUGGUGUCACUGCAAAUAUGUAUAUCAGCCCAUGACCCCCGUGGAGCAGCUCCCGAGCACCGAGAUCCCCGCAGGGCCCCUCGAACCCGCAAACACCAUUCAGAUCUCAGUGUCGCUCACCGAACACUUUCUGAAAUUCGCUUCUGUCUUCCAGCCUCCCCUUCCCCCUGACUCGCCAAGGUACUGCAUGAUCUCAGACCUCUUCAUUGACAACUACCAGGUGAAGUGCAUUAACGGGAAGAUGUGCUACGUGCAGAAGCAGCCGGCGCCGCACUCCCGCAAGACGAGCCCGGAGGUCUCUGCACACGAUGCCUUAAAUUCCGAAGCGAGCAAUACACCAAAAAUCGAUCAGUGCUCUUCCCCCUCCAGUUCUGAGGACUCUGGGAUCAAUGCGAUUGGAGCUCACUAUGUGGAGUCAUGUGAUGAGGACACGGAAGAAGGAGCAGAGCUGAGCUCAGAGGAGGACUACAGUCCAGAGAGCAGCUGGGAGCCAGACGAGUGCACCCUUCUUUCGCCAUCGCAGUCUGACCUGGAAGUGAUUGAAACCAUGGAAACCACGGUGUGAGUCCGGGGAGGAGCGGGCUCCAGUCCACGGCGAGCUUUUGUACUUUUGUCUGAUGGAUCCUUUUCCAAUGGUGUUUUCUACCCCUCUCUACCCACCAUAGCAGUUUGGUGGUCUGCUGAUUAGUGGCACUCUUAAAUUAGUCUUAUAACUCAGACCUUUUUAUUACCAGCAGUUUUCUUUUGUAUCUUGACUUACUUUCUGUGUAGCAUCUGGUGUCACGAAUUUCGACCCAGCCUUAAUUUCACUGGGAACUUUUGAAAGCAGCGAAGUGGUGAUCAGAGAGUAUCAUGGAUCAGAUACAGGAGCCACCCAGGGUAAACAUGACCCUAUUCCCCAAAUAGCCAGUCCUUUGCAGAAAGACUCUUGCGGCCCAGUCCUGCUAGCCCCAUGGGGGAGGCAGCUCACGGUCAGUGCCAUUCCUUCCCUUUCCCCUUCUCCCUCCCUCCUGUCCUGGGUCUAGACCAGAGGCGCCCCACUUCCUCUGGGAGCUUCCUGGAGGACAGUUCGGCUUCUGGUGAUGACCAGUGUCUGCGUAGCCCUCCAUACAGGGCUGAGCUAGACCUUCAUGUUUAGCGAGAGAACUCUUCAGUUCCGGGCUCACUUCAGCUGCAGCUGAGUGUCUGCACACUGCAGGAGGCUGUGGGGAUACAGAAGGUGUCAGACCUGAUUCCCACUGGCAGGGGCCCUCAAUCUGACACCUAGCGGUACCCACAGUGCCCUGGGAGCCCAGGGGAAGGACAGAUGGACUUGGCUUCGGCUGUGACAUUUGAGUUGGCCUCUCGGGUGGGUUCCUCAUUGUCCCUGCUUUUCUUAAUUGUUCUUCAAAUCUGAGGAAAUCUUUUAGGAAUUUCUGUAGGUAUUGUAUUUAGGAGGCAGCCACAUUUGACAUCUUAAAACAAUAGUUUUAGUUAGCAUGGAAAUGCUAAAAGACAAGUCCUAUAGGAAUUAGGAAUGAAUCUAAUAGGUUUGAUUAAUUCUGCUUCAUUUGGUUGUAUGAAGCAUUAGAAUGGCUUUAGGUGAGAAAUGGAUUAGAAUUCAGUAUGAUGCAUGGAUUUUUUAAUGCAAUGCACAAGCAGUUGAAAUAGUUCACUGCUAAGUCAGGAGAAAAUAUUUUGUGUAAUAACUUCACUAAUAUUCACGAUCCAUUGUAUAUGUUUUCUUUCAUAUGCAAAAAAUAGUGAAUAAUUUUUUAUUUCUUUCUCUUCAGAAUUUUACUCCUAAUCUCCAUUUAUACCAUGUUAGUUCGUUUCCUGCCAUUUCUCCAAAUCUUCUAUACAUGAGGCAUAGUUAAGAGUCUGGGAAGUUUUAAAUAUGGCCUGAUGAAACGAGAACCACCAAGUGGAAGAGAAACACUUCUUAGAUCCUAGCUCUCUGUCGGCACGUUCCUGUGGCACAUCUUGGGCUCUGUCAGCAUUGUGACACAUCUCUUCUGUGUCGCUGCAGGUUGUAGUUAGGAAAGCAGUGGAGGCUCGUGGCAUUCUUCCCUGAAGCCUCCCUUUGGUAUUCUUCAAACCACUCGAGGAAGAAGCCGCUUUCCUAGUUGUAUAUACAGCUGAAAUGUUGUUAGGUUAAGGUCCCCAAAGCAUGCAUAGGGUUUGCAAGGCAGAGUAUGUGUUUCCUUUGAAAACAGUUAAGAUUUUCUGUGCUAGACGAGACAGUAGCAUAAGGUUCCCACUUACUGAAAUUUAGACCCAAAAAGUCAAGCCAAGGUGGUGAUGAGAGGAGCCUCAGGGACGUGAGGCAGAGAGGGCAGAUGGACCCCCGUUUCCCUGCCGCCCUGGGCCUGGGCCUGUCUCAGGAGCCUCACCUGAGGCUCUUGUGCCGCCCUUGGGAGAGGGGCUGGAGGACGGCGGGCAGGGAAGCUGAGGCGCAGCCGCGUGGUCUUACAAGCUUGGGGCUGUCCCCGCAACCCUGUGUCCUGUCUAACCCUCCACUAGGCGGGCGUGGAGUCCCCAGGGCGGCUGCAGUGGGGUCUUCUCCACACCAUCCCCAAGGGUUUUCUAUUCUGGGCCCACACUCACACCUGUUAGACUAAGUAGAGUCAACAGUGGAGUCUUCAAGCCAUAGAAAUGCGAGUGCGUGCUUUGCGUUACCCUUGGGCCCUUCAGUAGUAAUAUUGGUGACUUUUGUCCGGGUUCCUGUUUUUUAACCUCUCGAACUGCCACUCAGAGUAGCCACAAUUUUAAUGGAAUUUUUGGAUUUAAUAAUGGUUGUAAUCACUUUAAAUAUUUGCACAAUCUCUUUACAAUUAAAACUCACUGAGCUUCACUUAAUAUUUUAUAGAAUUAGAGAUGUUCCAUAGGUUUCUAAAUAUUAGAAACUCCUGGAUCUCAAAACAGCCUUUUCUAAAUAAGCACAAGCAAGAAUUCCUUUUGUCCUAGCACUGUUAAUACUAAUAAUUCUCUGAAAUAUGAUUGAACUGGACUUGUUUAUGCUUCCAUUCUGAAAUGUACUAAGGAUAUAAAAGUGUGUACUUUCAACUUAAAUCCUAGGCCUAUUCUGUUCCAUAUAUAAAGGAAUUUCUCUAUAAUCCUGAUUAUAUUGCUAAUUUGCAUAAGCAUAUUUAUAGGCACUUUAGAAAUAGACUGCAGUGUGUACUAUAGACAUUAAGCACAGUCAUGUUAAUGGCUUUUGAUUAAUACCUGUACAGUGAGAUGCAAUAGCUUUAUCAUUUGGACCUAGAAUGCUCACUUGGAGCACAGGGCGGGCCGUGUGGAUAGAUGAACUGCUCUCUUGGGCGUUUGUGCAGACUGGCACUAUCCCCCCUUUAGAAAGUUGAUUCCUCCAACUGUGGAAUUUAGCUUUCUUUAUCUAACCAGGAUUUUAGAAUUUAAACUUGAAAAAUGCUUUUGUGAUUAUAACCAUUUAGUACAUUUAAGGCUUUAAUAUCAAAUCUAGGUAUUUUUUUACAUUAUAAUUUUAAGGUAUAAAUUUAAGGAAGUUUGAGGAAAUCUUAAAAAAAGUUGACUUGCAUUGCAAGGGAAUACACAAGACCAGAACAAAACCACAUAGUUGUUUCCUGACAUAUUUUGGAGUUGAAUCAUCUUGGAAAUGGUAGCUUUACUUCUUAACCUCUAUUUCCUGGUCUACGUGAAACAUGACAGGUUUAGGACUGAUAAUAACGAACUCCUCUUAUGCAAAUUUAAUACUCUGUUUGGGGAAGAAGAUGCAACCAGCUAGUUCAGAAAGCUGUCAGAAUACCCUGAUGAGUUUGGCACUGUAGAUACUACUAGGCAAGGAAAAGCACAAGUUGAACAAAGUAGUAUUUAUAGUUGGCUCUUGAUUAUUCCCGAUACAUCCUGUUUGCACCAUUUUCUUGUCCCAUUUUGGCUUUUCACUUGAGGAAAACAACUGAACCAUUUGUACCCCUUGCCCAGAGGUGGUGUGAACAGGAACUGGAAGGACCAUUUCUGCUUCAGGCUUGGGGCGUGUGUAUGUGCUGCUCUUCCCACCGAGGAGGGGAGAAGGCGGAUGAGCUGCGCGUUCCAGGUCUGUCAGCCUGUCUCAGGUCCAAACAUCAGUAAAAGGGCACUCAUUAAAAUUGAUUCACCAUUUGACAAUGCUGCCACCGCACCUUCUGGCAACUGUGGUGACCGACCGAGCUUGAGUCUGCACUGAGCCGUUUCCGGUGGAGCAGGGCUCUUCCCGCUCCUGGCUUCCAGCCCAUCACAGAGGGGUGAGUGCGGAGCUUCGGGAUCUUUGUGUUCACAGAUGCGGUGUGGAGCUGUUCAUACCAUGCAAUAUUCACUUACUGUGCUAUUUUUUAAAACUGUCUGUUAUAAAGUUUUAAGCACAAUGUCGACUCUUCUGUAAUUUCCUAAAAUUAUAUUGUUUUCCUAAGACAGCUCAACUUUCAUGUGUAAUACUUUAGGAAAAUAUUGCCGUGCAAAAUAAAUGUGAUUUUCUUUUGUAUCAGAACAAA